Messenger RNA from Chenopodium quinoa (quinoa), 2289 nucleotides. RefSeq names its product rhodanese-like domain-containing protein 4, chloroplastic. NCBI's taxonomy places the organism in Eukaryota, Viridiplantae, Streptophyta, Magnoliopsida, Caryophyllales, Amaranthaceae. The record is from RefSeq and is a predicted model, not a curated record. The coding region runs from base 470 to 1927 and encodes 485 amino acids. The transcript is spliced from 8 exons.
UACAAAACAGAUGGUUGUUUCAGGACGUUUCUGCCUGUACUCCCUUGUAAGUUGUAACUCUGGUACUGUUAUUAAGCUUAAGCUCUAGUAUUUUCCCAGAAAUUCUAAAUUAUUGUUCAUAAACCAUCUAAAAUGUUAUCCACAGAAUCAUAUUUUACAUGAUAUCAUGACAUCGUGCAUUCUAGACAAUCAGCAACAUCUCAUCCUUUCAUGCCACGUGUCAUUCAUCUGGUGGACAACCAAUGAUCUUGCUUCCAUGUCAUCACCUUCCACCCCAGCCAAAAACACUUUGCAUUCUGUGAAGCCAAUUCUUUUGGCUUAGCUUACAACUUGUAACUAAGAUAGCUUCAUAACUUUUACAAGUAUCUUUCAUGGUCAAUUAAAUAUUCUUCAAUUUUUUAUUAAAAAAAAAAGACAAAAACUUGAAUAUAAUUGAGAACCUCAGAAAUUUUCUGGGAAAAAUUAUGCAAUGGAGGCUCUCAAUGUAGUAGGAUUGAAGCCAAUAUGUGUUGUUCACGAUCAAAGAGGAAAACCCAGAAAAUUUUCACAAAUUCCAACACUUCCCUCUAUUAAAUUCCCACAAAUUACAAUCAACCCACCAAAAUUUACAGAAGAUUUUGCAAGAAAAUUUCAUAGAAGUUUAGUUCUUUUGGCUUCUUCUGCAUUGAAUGCUAAAUUUGCUGGUGCUCUGACAUAUGAAGAAGCAUUAGAACAAUCAGUAAAUGCAGAUCCUGGGGCUGAAUUUGAUGCAGGAAGUGUUGUUGAAACAAUUGUUCAAAACCCACUAAUUAUAGCUGGUGGAGUUGCUGUAAUUGCUGUUCCCUUGCUUUUAUCCCAAGUUUUUGGGGGUAAACCCAAGCCAUUUGGUGUUCAGUCUGCAAAAAUUGCAUAUGCUAAGUUGGCUGAUGAGCCUAAUGCUCAGCUUCUUGAUAUUAGACCCUUAAAGGAGUUGAGGGAAGUUGGUAGUCCUGAUAUUCGAGGAUUGAAGAAGAAGGCGGUAUCGAUUGUGUAUAAAGGUGAAGAUAAGCCAGGGUUCUUGCAGAAGUUAUCUUUGAAGUUUAAGGAUCCUGAGAAUACUACUUUGUAUAUCCUAGACAAAUUUGAUGGAAACUCUGAGUUAGUAGCAGAGUUGGUGACUGCAAAUGGGUUCAAAUCCGCUUAUGCUAUCAAAGAUGGAGCAGAGGGACCUCGUGGAUGGAUGAAUAGCAGUCUCCCUUGGCUUCAACCAAAGAAAACAUUCAGCCUUGAUUUUAGUGGUUUGACGGAAGCAUUUGGGUUUGAUGAGAGCGCUGAUACGUUACCAGUACUAGGGAUUGGCGCAGCAGCAGCUGCUGGAUUGGGUUUGUUGGCUUUUACAGAGAUGGAAACUGUUCUCCAACUGCUAGGCUCUGCAGCAAUUGUGCAGCUGCUUAGCAAGAAGCUUUUAUUUGCAGAGGAUAGAAAACAAACAUUGAAACAAGUAGAUGAAUUCCUGACCACCAAGGUUGCUCCCAAUGAGCUCGUUUCAGAUGUAAAGCAAAUAGGAACCGCCCUUCUACCAAUAAACGUGAAUAGCAAGUCUCUUCCAGCACCUGCAGAGGCAGCCCCUGAAGCUGCUGUUGCUGAAAACAGCUUCCAGAAAGCUGAGUCUGUCCCUGAGCCACAAGCAGAAGCACCUGCACAACCUGCCGUUGAACCAGUAGCUGAAGCAACUGCACAGCCUGCCGUGGAACCAGUAGCAGAAGCAACUGCACAGCCUGCCGUGGAACCAGUAGCAGAAGCAACUGCACAGCCUGCUGUUGAACCAGUAGCAGAAGCACCUGCCCCAGAAAUCAACUCCACACCCCAGAACGAAGUUAAUACAGUAUCACAUCCAAGGCCGCUUUCACCAUACGCUGCAUAUCCAGAUUUCAAGCCUCCAACUUCCCCUUGUCCGUCACAACCUUGAGAGUUGGAGCUUUUUCGAUAUAGUUUUUGCUAUUCUGUGCCAUCUACAUGAAACUACAUGAGAAAAUUGAGCUUACUAUGGGGGAUGCAACCAAGAGAAGCUUGGCUAUCUCCCUUUCUAGAUCGGAAUAUGUGUACUAGUCACUUGCUAGCUGCUACCUUGAGGUGUAUAUUGCAAAUUGAGUCUUUUUUGUUUUCUCUUCUCAGCAUUCGUAGCUCAAUAAACUAUACAGUAUACAUCUAGGCUUUUGAGUUUUGAAGCCAUCAGUCGUGCCAACAGUUACAGGUUGUAUAAACUCGAUUACAAGUAAUGGCUUAAACAAUCGUCAUUGAAUAUAUAGAAUCAGGUUUGCAUGCAUUGAA